GUUGAAGAGCAAUUGAAUAAGGUGUAUUCGUAGGUAUAAUCCCCCUUAAAAUGGAAGGGAGAAACAGAUAGAUUGAAGUUCAAAAGCCUUCUUGGAAGGCAAACUUCCGAAAAUAGGUUAAUUAUAUGAUUUUUCCACCUUAAUUUCCUAACCCCAUCCUAAGUGAUUUCCCAACAAUUUCUCUUAAAUUUCCUAAUUCCAUUCUAAGACGUAUACGGCAAUGGUUGAUGACUUCUUGCAAGUGAUGUGAGAGACACCAAGCUUGAAAUGUCAAAGUGGACCAGUUUGCAAGUGAUGACUGAUCACUGAUGCAGAGCCACCUUCAGCUCAAAGCUGUUGCACCCAACUUUACUCCCAUCCCAUGGGUCCCCAAAUUAAAUUUGAUUUUAAUGGGUUGGAAUUUUAAUCAAUGUCCAACUUCAUAAGAAAUUUAAAUUUAAUGACGAUUAAACUUUUAUUUUUCUCAAUUUUUUUUACAGGAAUUUCACCCAAUUUUUAGUAAAUAAUAAGAAAAUAUAUAUAUUUCAACAUUUUUUUCCCAAUAUAAAAUUACAAUGGCUCUUCACCACCACCAGUACAAAUGUUACGGAAAAUAGCUAGAAGAAUUGUUUAUGCAGAAUAAACUUCUCUCUGCUGUCCUCCCAUGACUACAGAAACGCUCAUCUUUCUUUUCCUGCUUUUCUCCCAAACUUGCAAUGGAAGGGAUACAAGUCUCUGUGCCCCUUCUUCAUGUGGCAAUAUCCACAACAUUAGUUACCCUUUCCGAUUACAAACUGAUCCAAACAAUUGCGGAGACCAUAGAUUUGAGCUUUCUUGUGAAAAUAAUUUCACGGUGUUAAAUCUAUUCCGAGGAAGAUACUAUGUUCAUUCCAUUAAUUACGAUAACUUCACAAUCCGACUGGCGGAUGCCGGCGUCCAUCAAGAUGAUUGCUCCUCCUUUCCUCGUUUUCCUUUACCAAUUGAUUAUUAUUAUUAUGAUUAUGGGAUUGUUCCAUAUUCCAAUUAUAAAUACCAAUGGACAAAGUCAGAAGAAGACAAAUGGGCUAAGUUGGGAGAACCUCCCAUGUUAUCGCAGAUGAUUAUUUUCAUCAAGUGCCCAAAUCCAGUGUACUCUCCCCUUUACGUGGACACCGCUCCUUGCGUUUUACGUGGAUUCAAUUCGACUGUAUCUGCUUUGAAGAGGCACUACUCUUAUGUAAAUAUAGGAGACAUGAAGUUAUCUGAUUUGAAGGAGUUGUGCAGAGUGGAGAUAAUGAGUUUGUUUCCUGUUACGACAAAGAAGAAUAUGUCCUGGUUUGAAAUUCACAGGGAACUUGCAUUUGGGUUUCAGCUUUCCUGGCACAACAUCUUCAAAUGUGAAAAGUGUGAUGAUAAUAGGUGCUAUCUGGACAGCAGAAACAGUGUUCGAUGCAUGCAGCCGCCGGGUGAAGCAGUUGGAAUCAUCUACAUGAUAGGAGGGUAUUUGGCAGGCAUCUCUAUUUAUGGCGGAAUGCUUCUUGCUGCAAGAUGCUUAUGUGGGACUCCAUGUGUGAUGGCAUUUAUCAUUUAUAAAUGGCGAAGGAGACAUUUAUCAGGAUACAAUACCAUUGAAGAAUUCCUUCAGAGUCACAAUAACCUCAUGCCAAUAAGAUAUUCUUAUUCAGACAUUAAAAAGAUAACAGGAGGUUUCAAGGAAAAGUUGGGAGAAGGAGGCUUUGGUUCUGUGUAUAAAGGAAAGCUUCGUAGUGGUCAAUUUGCUGCAGUAAAGAUAUUAAAUAAACCCAAAGAUGAUGGACAAGAUUUUAUCAAUGAAGUCGCCACAAUUGGGAAGAUUCACCAUGUUAAUGUGGUACAAUUGAUUGGUUUUUGUGCUGAGAGAUCAAAGCAAGCUCUUAUAUAUGAAUUCAUGUCUAAAGGAUCUCUUAAUAAUUAUAUUGAUUGUCAUAAAGGAUCCGUUUCCUUAAGUUGGGAAAAACUAUAUAAGAUAUCACUUGGAGUUGCUCAUGGCAUUGAAUAUCUACAUCUAGGUUGUGACAUGCAAAUCCUUCAUUUUGACAUCAAGCCUCACAAUAUUCUUCUUGAUGAAAAUUUCACUCCAAAGAUCUCUGAUUUUGGCCUUGCUAAAUUUUAUCCAACUAAGGGAAGCAUUGCAUCUCUUACAGCUAAAAGGGGAACAUUAGGAUAUAUGGCACCAGAGAUAUUCUACAAAAACAUUGGACGUGUCUCACAUAAGGCAGAUGUGUAUAGUUUUGGACAGUUGGUGUUAGAAGUUGCAGAUAGAGGGAAGAAAGUAAAUGGAUUUGCUGAAAGUUUAAGUGAAGUUUAUAGUCCAUUUCGGGUUUAUGACCAACUUUCUAGUGGAAAUUUACCAAUAGAAGAGACAGCGGAAGAGGAAAAUAUAAAAGCUCGGAAAAUGAUUAUAACAGGAUUAUGGUGCGUACAGUUUCAGCCUUCUGAUCGUCCAGCAAUGAACAAAGUUGUAGAGAUGCUUGAAGGAGAUAUUGAAAGCCUACAAAUGCCUCCUAGGCCUGUUCUAUUUCCUGCAGAUUCAGUGACUACAGAAUCGAAUAGCCUGGCUGAAAAUCCAAGUCAAGGGACCUUCGAAAAUAUUCUGCUCAGUGUGACGGGGGAAGGCUAACAUACCACUCAUUAAAAGAGCAGUCUUCCAUUUCAAAUGAUGGAACAAUAAUCUUCUUCCUCUUGUAUCCUUUAAAAUUGCUCUAAACACUAGAGUUAAUUGAUGAAUUGAUGAUAGUUUGUAAUAAUUCUAUGUUUAAAUUGCAAGUGAUCGCUACUUAUAUUUGCAUCA
Molecule: messenger RNA, 2788 nt
Organism: Hevea brasiliensis (rubber tree)
Lineage: Eukaryota; Viridiplantae; Streptophyta; Magnoliopsida; Malpighiales; Euphorbiaceae
Product: LEAF RUST 10 DISEASE-RESISTANCE LOCUS RECEPTOR-LIKE PROTEIN KINASE-like 2.4
Exons: 4
Coding region: 644-2617 (657 amino acids)
Biological process (GO): protein phosphorylation
Molecular function (GO): polysaccharide binding; ATP binding; protein kinase activity
Source: RefSeq, a predicted model, not a curated record